UAAACCACUCUACAAAACCAGAGGCACUGGAUUCAGCAGUGACAUCAGCAAAAGAUGCUGAAGAAAUAAAGAAUGUUAUAUGUGUAGAAGAACAAAGCAACGGUCUCAAGAAAGCUACGAAGGAUACUUGCACUGCAAAUGGAAGUACUGCUGUAAGCAGUGAAACAUCUGACUGGGAUAUGAACUCUCGUGAUAAAGUUAAUGCCCAGGACUCCUUAAAUGAUAGCACUGAUCAUAAAGUGGACAGUGAGGUCGCUAAUGAUUUGACAAAUACAAAAGAAUCUCAGAUUUUUUCAGAGCAAGGUGAUAGAACAGGGAUAGAGAAGCAGCAAACCCAAGACAAGACAACCAAUGACUUGGACUUUGAACUGUCUAGUGACAGCGACAGUGACGGUGGAUUGGAUACCAGAAAGUCGUCCACUUCUGUAUCAGAUAGUGAGAAUGAGGAAAAAAGAAGCUGGAAGAAAUCCAACCAACCUGUGCAGGAUGUUAAUUUGCAGAAAGGGAGUUGCACUGAUGCGAGUGAGAAAAAGGAUGGUCUGGUGAACCAUUCUGGGGACACGCAAUCUCUGCCUAGUGACAGUAUUCAUGACAAAAGUGAUCUUGAAGCACAAGAAGAAAGUGAACAGGAAAGCCUUUGUGAUUUAGGAAAUGGGUGUGCAGACAAGAAAGAGGCUGAAACGGAGUCUCAGAACAGCGAACAGUCUGGGAUUACUAUGGGUGAGUCCUUAGACCAGAGUAUGGAGGAAGAGGAGGAGGAGGAUGAUACAGAUGAUGAUGAUCAUUUAAUAUACCUCGAAGAGAUCCUUGUGCGAGUUCACACUGAUUAUUACACAAAGUAUGAUAAAUACCUGAAAAAAGAAAUUGAGGAAAUUCCGGACAUCAGAAAAAUAGUGCCAGAACUGAAAAGUAAAGUGUUGGCAGAUGUAACCAUAAUAUUUAGCGGACUCUACCCAACAAACUUCCCCAUUGAGAAAACACGGGAACACUAUCAUGCCACAGCACUUGGAGCUAAAAUUGUGAAGAAUCUGGUACUGAGCGCUGAUGAUCCUGACAAAGCAACACAUCUCAUUGCAGCAAGGACAG
This is a messenger RNA of Leptosomus discolor (cuckoo roller), 1086 nucleotides long. The record is from RefSeq and is a predicted model, not a curated record. NCBI's taxonomy places the organism in Eukaryota, Metazoa, Chordata, Aves, Leptosomiformes, Leptosomidae.